AUGGACAAAGAUUUUGACCUUGAGUCUCUUAUCCACGUUGAACAAACUUUCUAUGACUCCGGCUUCCAAGAUGGCUUUGAGCAUGGUCGUAUCCACGGUUUGAUUGAAGGCAGGGCCUUGGGCAGAGAAAAAGGAUUCGAAAUGUGGGAAGAGCUGGGGUAUUACGAAGGUUUUGCAUUGACUUGGAGAGCUAUACAUGAAAAACAAUCAAGACAAGAUCACCGUUCAAUACCACACAUUCGUAAUCUCCUCGAGCUCAUCUCCCAAUUCCCGACCGUCAACCCAUCUGCUACUGAUGCGGCGUCCGAUGUGGACAUCUCAAAACUCCUGCGCCAGAUCCGAUCCAAAUAUAAAAUUCUGUGCUCAAAUCUUGGUGUGCGGCCUAGAUUGACAGCAUCUCGACAGACACCAUCUCAGGAUCAUGAAGAGGAGGACAUGGGUCCUGACGACAUCCCGGAGCAGAAGAGUCAGUUGCCUGUCUGGAAGAUAGAGAAAGGGAAUGGCCUCAAUGCCAGUAACUGGAAAAAAUCUCAGCUUUUGAUGCUUGGCGUGUGUCCUUCCGCCAGGAUUGUCUCUCCCGAAUCAAAAAGCAGCCAGCCCGUUGAGUAA
Molecule: messenger RNA, 609 nt
Organism: Laccaria bicolor S238N-H82
Lineage: Eukaryota; Fungi; Basidiomycota; Agaricomycetes; Agaricales; Hydnangiaceae
Exons: 3
Coding region: 1-609 (202 amino acids)
Source: RefSeq, a predicted model, not a curated record